AAAAGUUAUCAUUCACAGGCUAAGGAAGUGAACCGAACAUGCGAAGCCUCCUCGUAUUUGCGGGUGUGAUAGCCUUCGUGGCAUUAUGUAGCUGUAGGGAAAUUCAGAAAAGGGAGGCGGAUUUAGAAACUGCCGCGUCCCAUCACGGCCAUGGUCACGGAGGUGGCUGGGAUAAGGGUGGCGGUCAUGAACAUCACGGACACCACCACCACGGCGGCGAGCACCACGACCACAAAGGGCACAAGGGACACCACGGCCACCAUCACGGUCAUCACGGCCAUCACGAUCACCACGGCCAUAAGGGACACCACGACGAACACGGCGGUCACAAGAAACACCACCACCACGACGAGGGAUAUCACCAUCAUCACGAUCACGGCGAGAAGGGCGAUCACGGCCACGGCCACGAGGAGCAUGGGCACUGGCACAAGGGACACGACACCAAAGGCCACCACGAAGUGGACAAACUCGACGAGUUCAAGAAAGACAAGCACUUCCAUGACCACCACGGCGAGAAAGGAUUCCAUGAGCAUCACGGUGGUCAUCACCACGAAGGAGAGUACAAGAAGGGAGGCCAUCACCACAAGGGACACAAACACGGCGGCCACCAUCAUCACGAUCAUGGUCAUAAGGGACAUCACGAGAAGGGAGGACACCAUCACCACCACAAGGGACACCACGACGAGGGCGGCCACCACGAGCACCACCACCACCACCACGACCACGGACACAAGGGAGACCAUGGAGACCAUAAGCACUGGGGUUACAAAAAGGGACACUAAACUAUUCUUGCCCACCCUUGACUUAUUGUUGUUUGUUGACGUGUUUUAUUAUGUUUAUAUGACAAAGAAAUAUAUUUUAUAGAAAAAUACCUGUGUUUCACAAUUAAUUAUAAUUAUUUAGUUUGAA
Molecule: messenger RNA, 909 nt
Organism: Chilo suppressalis (striped riceborer)
Lineage: Eukaryota; Metazoa; Arthropoda; Insecta; Lepidoptera; Crambidae
Source: the annotation of a GenBank genome assembly